Messenger RNA from Porites lobata, 3043 nucleotides. NCBI's taxonomy places the organism in Eukaryota, Metazoa, Cnidaria, Anthozoa, Scleractinia, Poritidae. The record is from the annotation of a GenBank genome assembly.
AAUUUCAACAUGGCGGACGAUAGGUUCGAUGUUGUUGUCAUUGGAUCUUGCUUUGUGGACAUGAUAAGUUACGUUCCCCGUCUCCCAGAAUCCGGUGAAACAAUCAAGGGAACGAAAUUUCAGUUAGACUUUGGUGGUAAAGCAGCUAACCAAUGCGUUAUGGCCCAGAAGCUUGGAGCAAACACCGCGAUGGUGGCAAAAGUUGGAAAUGACCAGUUUGGAAAAGACACCAGAAACAACUUCAAAAGAUUCGGCGUUAACACUGAUUUUAUAGCAGUGACCGAUAAAGCAGAAACAGGUGUCACCAAUAUAGGUAAGAAACUGAGACGUUGCAUGGUCAUAGCUAGAUCGAAGGAACAAGCUUAAUCUACCACGGGAAUUAAUGUGUAACUGAAUAAUAAAAAUUAUUCAUUACAUAAUACCCGGCCACGAGGAAGCGUUCCUACCUUGAAUGCCACCGCGGUGCUAAAUCAACUCUUGACUGAGUUGAUUAUGAAAUGUAAAAUUUGUCACGCAAAGAGAAAAAGAAAGAAGAAGAAUGCAGGGCUGUGCUCUAGCAAUGUCCGGGUCCCCCCUCCAGCGCCUAACUUUUACUCUUGGGAGACUAGGAAUUCUUAGUUUGUUUCAAAGUAAUCAGAUGCUGGGCACCCUGGGUUUCACAGGUUCAGAGUACUAGGGUCCCUUCAAUUUUCCUUAGAGUACAGACUUGGAAUGACUUUAAACUAACAAGUUUCAAGUCAUCCCAAGUGUCACCCAUUUUUUAGAGCAGAGCCUGAUCGAUAUAACUACAAUAUUUUACUUACAGUCUAUGUUCUCUCUCGUAGCUGUUAACAAUUCUGGUGAACCAGCAUUUAUCAGUCUAGCAGGAGCCAACAGACAUCUGUCAGUAGAAGACAUUAAAGCAGCUGAACUUUUUAUCAAAUCUUGUCAAGUUGUGAUCUGUGACAAGGGCAUACCCCUCAAGAUUGCUGAGGCAGCAUUGCAGUAUAGCAAAGAAUUAGGGAAGAAAACUCUAUUUAACCCAUCUCCAAAGCUGGAAAGUCUUCCAAGGUCUAUAUACUUGAAUGCUGAUUCGUUAAUUGUUAAUAGAGAAGAAGGCGAGAGCUUAACGAACAUGUUAGCAGAUGAUAUUGAAGGAGCUAAGAAGGUUAUUUGCAAACUGCAUCAGUGGGGAGCUAAACAAAUAGUGUUGACUCUUGGAUCCGAGGGGGCAGUAUCAUCUGAAAUCUCAUCACAACACGGUGGUAAGUGUUGUCUUCUGUCCAGUUUAAAAAUUUCAGCAUUUACUAGGAGUUGUAUGGAAUACCACUCAAGCGUCAAGCGUGACGGGGUGGCAAGAGUUGUUGUUCUCAUACAAAUCCUUCUCAUUUUUAAUGGCCGUUGCAAUCGCUACUUUUCAGGUAUAUGGCUGAAAAUUUACAGGUUACCUAAUUUUAAUAAAAUUAUAUAUUAGCAAACUGUUUUCGUGUUUACCAAAAGUUGAUCACGUGAUCAACUAAUGCAAAAGGUCUAUUGGCCAGCUUGUCCUUCAUACAAUCCAUUGUCACAUUUUGCUUGGGCAGGGUCGCUGAGUGUGAGACUAACGUGUGUAGUAUGGGUUUCCAUGCCAGUUCAUUAGGAAAAGUACACAAGGGAAAUAAUAGAGGGAUUAAGGGAAAGGGGAGGUUUCUUUUCCUUUUUCAGCUCUUGUUACAAUUUUCCCCAAUAACUCAAUAGGAGAGGCUUGCUACGCAGGCUACUGAGUUUAUGAUUUAAUAGUUAGAAAAUGUUUUUUAACCUGAUGUCACUUUUUUUUGUUAUUUAUGUUGUGCAACAUUAUUUAAAAAAUACAUGUCCAUAACAUAAAUAAUAUAUUAUAAUAAUGCUAAAUUAGUGAAUGUAAAUAGAAGAUGACUUGCUUGGUCACUGGCGAUUGGGCAAGUGAUGUGAGGAUGAAAGUUAUAGUGAGGACAAGUCAUUAUGUCAUGUUGCUAUGGUAGCAAAAUUUCUGGAUCUCAACAACAUGUCAUGCAAAUAUGGCAGCCGUGUUGAUCAAUGUACUUGCAUCUUUCUUCACUGAUGAGCCAAAAUCAAUUCAUCAGGGAGGGAACGACCAAUUCUAAGCAUUUUGAGUCAUUUGAAUAUUAUUAUUCCAAUAGUGUUAUGAGGGGAUCUGUUCAUGGGCAAAACCCGCCAAACGAUUGCCAUUGUGCCAACUCGCCUAGCCUGUAGGAUAGCGUUAGGGUUAGCAUAAGGGGUAGGGUUAGGGGGAGGGGAGGUUGGGGUAGGGAUAGGGGUAGGAGAGGAGAGGGUAGGGUAUGCAGAGUGCAAAGAAAGUCAGUUUUACAGGCUGCCAUUCGGGCAAGCUGUAGCUAGCAUGUACUAGCCCACAUGUCAUUUUAACUAGCCCCAAACCCUUUUUGUUUAGCAGGAUUGAUUACAGUCCUUCUGCAAUUUGAAUUUCCCCGAACAACAGCACUUAACCGUCGGGCAAGUUAAGAGUAAAAAUCACUAGCCCGAUAGCAAAAUCCAAUAGCCCCGGGCUAUCGGACACGACUUUUUUUGCAUGCUGGGUAUGGAUUCAGAAUUGAAAAAAAAUAGGGUUCUCAUAGAAGGCAUCCCUUUCCCUCUCUCCCCAAUCCUACUCCCAUUUUUCCUUUCUUUCCUCUCCCUUUCACUUGAAUUUGAUGCGUGUCACGCAGGCUACGUUCUCCUACAUUACAGUCAUACCGAUGUUUUUUCUUUCCAAGUUCCAGUAAUGGUGCUCAUACCAACACAGAAGGUAGAAGUAGUGGAUACAACUGGAGCUGGAGACGCUUUAAUAGGUGCAUUAGCAUUCUACAUGUCAUGUUAUCCUCAGCUGUCUUUUGCAGAAAUGGUGUUCAGAGCAGUCAACAUAGCAACUGUGACUGUAACAGCACAUGGUGUACAAGCCAGUUAUCCAGCUGCAGAACAACUCGAUAAAUGGCUGUUUGACAACAAUGCAAGAACAUCUGAACAGUUAGGACUUGUAUCACUGAAUGUUGUUAAUCUAGAAAAUAGUCAUGAUGAACUUGCAGUAUAA